Molecule: messenger RNA, 3489 nt
Organism: Sorex araneus (European shrew)
Lineage: Eukaryota; Metazoa; Chordata; Mammalia; Eulipotyphla; Soricidae
Gene: KPNA4
Product: karyopherin subunit alpha 4
Exons: 17
Coding region: 91-1656 (521 amino acids)
Biological process (GO): NLS-bearing protein import into nucleus
Cellular component (GO): cytoplasm; nucleoplasm; nucleus
Molecular function (GO): nuclear import signal receptor activity; protein binding
Source: RefSeq, a predicted model, not a curated record
GGGCGGCGGCCGGGUGCCGGGCGUGGCGGCGCGGCGCGGCGGUCGGGGCGGAUCCCGGGCCCGGGCGGGGCGGUCGGCGCCGGCCCGGCCAUGGCGGACAGCGAGAAGCUGGACAACCAACGGCUCAAGAAUUUCAAGAACAAAGGCCGCGACCUGGAGACUAUGAGAAGACAACGAAAUGAAGUUGUAGUUGAAUUAAGGAAGAAUAAAAGAGACGAGCAUCUCUUAAAGAGAAGGAAUGUGCCCCAUGAUGAGAUCUAUGAAUACUCCGACAUAGACGGGGAUUAUAGAGCGCAAAAUACCUCUCUAGAAGCUAUUGUUCAAAAUGCUUCAAGUGACAACCAAGGAAUUCAGUUAAGUGCAGUUCAAGCUGCUAGGAAACUCUUAUCCAGUGAUCGAAACCCACCAAUUGAUGACUUAAUAAAAUCUGGAAUAUUGCCUAUUUUAGUUCAUUGUCUUGAAAGAGAUGAUAACCCUUCUUUACAGUUCGAGGCUGCCUGGGCCCUGACGAACAUCGCAUCCGGGACCUCUGAGCAGACGCAAGCAGUCGUCCAGUCCAAUGCUGUGCCACUGUUCCUGAGGCUUCUCCAUUCACCUCAUCAAAACGUCUGUGAGCAAGCGGUGUGGGCCUUGGGAAACAUCAUAGGUGAUGGGCCACAGUGUAGAGAUUAUGUCAUAAGUCUUGGCGUCGUGAAGCCUUUACUUUCUUUCAUAAGUCCAUCUAUUCCUAUAACUUUCUUACGAAAUGUCACCUGGGUUAUGGUCAACUUAUGUCGCCACAAAGACCCACCACCCCCUAUGGAGACGAUUCAGGAGAUUCUUCCAGCUCUUUGUGUUUUAAUUCAUCACACAGAUGUAAAUAUCCUGGUAGAUACGGUCUGGGCGCUGUCCUACCUCACGGACGCCGGCAACGAGCAGAUCCAGAUGGUCAUAGACUCGGGAAUCGUCCCGCAUCUGGUCCCGCUGCUCAGCCACCAGGAGGUUAAGGUUCAGACGGCUGCUCUCCGAGCUGUGGGCAACAUUGUGACGGGGACCGAUGAGCAGACACAGGUCGUGCUGAACUGCGACGCGCUUUCACACUUCCCAGCGCUCCUGACGCACCCCAAGGAGAAGAUCAACAAAGAAGCGGUCUGGUUCCUCUCGAACAUCACCGCCGGGAAUCAGCAGCAGGUCCAGGCCGUGAUCGACGCCAACCUUGUUCCCAUGAUCAUACACCUUCUGGAUAAGGGGGAUUUUGGCACUCAGAAGGAAGCUGCUUGGGCCAUUAGUAACUUAACAAUUAGUGGAAGGAAAGAUCAAGUGGCUUACCUAAUCCAACAAAGUGUUAUCCCACCUUUCUGCAAUUUGCUUACUGUAAAAGAUGCACAAGUUGUCCAAGUAGUACUUGAUGGUCUAAGUAAUAUAUUAAAAAUGGCUGAAGAUGAGGCGGAAACCAUAGCCAAUCUUAUAGAAGAGUGUGGAGGACUGGAGAAAAUUGAACAACUUCAAAAUCAUGAAAAUGAAGACAUCUACAAAUUGGCCUAUGAGAUCAUCGAUCAGUUCUUCUCUUCAGAUGAUAUCGAUGAAGACCCUAGCCUUGUUCCAGAGGCCAUACAAGGUGGAACAUUUGGUUUCAAUUCAUCUGCCAAUGUACCGACGGAAGGGUUCCAGUUUUAGAAGGAUGUUGUGGAGUCAGGUCCGAUGCAGCACUGAGAUACACAUAUAUAUACGCGAAUCGAGAGGUUUGAUCCAUCCGGCGCGGCUCAUGGGGUCUGCUGCUGCAUUCAAUCGGGAAGGAAAAUGUGAAGAUUUCAUUUGGAAUCACAGAAAAUGCCCAAAUGAGGUCAAGAUGGCGAGUGGGUGCGAGUGAGAGUGAGUGGCAAAAUGUAAUGAAAACUUUACAUGGAUGCUUAUUUAGGUUGUUCCGAGUCCAACAAGGGCUGCAGGUCACGGCUCUCCCGUGCCUGAGCACUGUGCAGUGCUGUCAUCUUCCAGCCCGGAAGCAUGAGAGAACAGGGGCGCGCCACGCAAGGAGGCGAGGCCGCGCCUUGCGGGGAGCAGUGUGUGAGUGGCGGCGCUGAGUGAGUGUGGCGCAGUGACGCCGAGCCGGUCACCCCGGCGGGCGCUUCCCCGGGAAGCCGACUCCAGCCCCGGCGUGAGCGGCGUGUGGGUGUGGUGCUGUGUGUGAGCGCGUGCGAGCUUGACUGGCCUUCGGGGCUGGCGACAGACCUGGUAGAUCACCGAGCGACGGCGAGUGUUCUGGACGCUGGACACGAGAGCCAAGGCGCGUCAGCAGCAGACGCGGUCUCCCCGCGGCCCGGCCUGCCUCCGCCGCCCUUCCCGCCCUCCUCCCAGUUCCUUUGUGGGGUUUGGUUUUGUUUUUUUUUUUUUCUUUUUUCAUUUUAGUUUUUAUUUACUUUACCUAGUAUGGCUUUUUAGUUGCUUCUCAAGUCAGAAAACCUUUCAGGAAGGGUUCCCUGUGCAUUUGCACCAGAUGAAUGUUUGAUGCUAUGAAAAGCUUUCCAUAUCAUCAGAACUAAUUUGUGUAGAUUUUUGCAUGGAAAAAAAUCAUAAAUUUCCCUCAAAAUAGACUGUGUUGCAGUACACAAGUUGCCAUAAUAGUAUAAAACAGUAAAAUGUGCUUUACAAAGCACCCUUUUCAUUUUCACAGAUAACAUAAAGUCCGUUGCAUGAGGUAAAUCUACAGCAUAGUUCAUUUUUAGAUUUUGUUGAGUCCUGUAAAGAAGAAAAAAAGUUUCAGUUGUGGUAGAAUACCGUGCUGUGUUUAAAUGUUACUUGUUUUCAAACUUUGUUUUCUAUGAAAAUGAUAUGGAAACUUCUAAAAUGGAAUUUGGUGCAUAUGUACUGCUGAAUAAAAGACCGAGAAGAGGGUUGAGUAGAUGUACAAAUCAAGUAAUGGUUUGAACACCUUCAAUAAUAUGCCUAAUCUGUUCAGUUGUUUUAGAAUCUUUUUACCUUAGAUGUAGGCAGCCAUGAACAAUCUAUUUUGAGCCACUUUAGGGAGAAAACUUUGUAUUUUUAAAACUUGCAUAAAAGUUAUGCAAGUGGUUUUUAUAAAUUGGAAUAAUACCUUAGUUUUGAGGUCAUGCACACUAAAUUAAAUGUGACAUAAAUGGAUUUGUACAAAAGAACUCUUUAUAAGGUGGCUCACUGUAGGAGAGCCUGCGCCCCCCGGGGCACACGCGUCGCAUGGACAGCAGUUGCUAUCAGAAGCAUCCCAGGUUAGCCACCAUUAGCAUCUAGAUCUACUUUGUGUUUAAAAAUCAACUGGUAAUUCUGAAACACUGUAGAAUGGAUAAAGAUUAUUUUGUGAUCAUAACUCUUUGUUGAACUAGAGUAUUUUUGCAGCAUUCCUUGUCAUCAAAAACAUGGUUAAAGUUUAAAACUAGAAGCAGCAAAAACUAGCUUGUAAAUUUAUCCAAGUAGACUGCAGGCUAGGCUGUCUUGGGGAAAUAAACAUUAAAACUUCAAGCAAUGUUUUACAUGGGA